AUGUCUUCUCAAUUUCUUGAUACCCGAAAUGGAUCGUUUGAUAUUUCGUUCUCUUGCACCUCGAUGGGUGAGGGUGACCAGGCAGAUAUGUCGGACAGUAUGAGUUACCUCGAACAGGAGGAGAGUUCUGAGAUUGAGAUUAAGCCCGUUGCUACUUCAACUCCGAAGGGGAAUCGACGACUUACUGUUUCGAUUGGACUGGAUAGUAUUGUAGAAGUCCUGACACCGCGUUCGACAAGGGGACAAUGCUUUGACAAAUCCGAUGUUUGCCGGAAUGACGGCCCUGGUCUUGGUGGCUUUUCUGGGACUGGUGAGCGAGCAAGUGCUGUAGAGGAUAGCGUUUCCUCCUCGAUUAUUCCGGAUGAGGGGCUGGGGAAAGAAAUGCUGCCGAUUGAGCUGCCAGAGAAGGUAACCGAGAGGGAGAUCUCGAGGGAUCCUACGCGCGCGACUUCGGCCUCUAAAAAUCGGUCUGUUGCUCCAUGUAGUAGUACGCCAACCUUAGGUAAAGGUCUUAUGAAGGAUCAGAAGCAGAGAUUUACUCUGGGUUCGGGCUCUGUGACCCCUAGCGCUACUACCGUAUAUAAGCGGCCAACAAGUAGGGCGGAGGCCCGGCCUUCUAGUAGACAGGGUAAUCGUCCCUCAAGCAGAGCACAAGAAUUUCGUCCGCCAAGUAGAGCACAGGAUGCGAAGGUAUCGAGACCCUCACCCAGAGCAGGUUUGUCGACACCUGGUGGGCCUGCUGAUGACGGGUCGAACUCUUCGACUCCGACUGGGACACCCGCUCCUGCGGUAAGACCUAUGCGAAGACUACACCGUGACACGGUAUCAACCACUGGGGCUGACUCUGACGACGAUGACGACCCUCGACGAUUCCUCCGCGAGGAUACCCCUGAUAUGAAUAAUUCACCAGACUUUGUUAGGGCACCAAAGCUACAAGUUUCAAAGAGACAUGCUCGACAGCCUUCGAACCCUACAAGCGCAGUGACUCCGGAGAAGAGUUCGCGAUUCAACACGGGCCCAUAUGCGGCAGAAGGCUCCACCUUGGUUCUUCCCACCACACCGAUACUCCCAGCGGAUCUCGAUGAUAAGAUCAACGAGAUUUUGGGUAGCCUACCGUCCAAGGUCCGCUUGACAGCUUCGAACCUACAGAAACUCAGCGAGUCGACCAACCGGCAACCCCCUAUAAAGCCCUUUGACCUGUCGUCUCCUACCGGGAUUCCGGGUCCAAAGUCUGUAGGGUCGUCUCCAUCCGUUGCAUCUGAGGUGCCUUCAUAUGCUCGUCCGUCUGCUAGAAGACACAAUUCAAGCAGCCCUGGCGAUAUCAAGCUUUACCAUCUCCAUCGUACGGAUGGCCAAACACCUAUUAAACUUUACAUUCGUCUGGUGGGAGAAAAUGGUGAGAGAGUGAUGGUACGUGUUGGUGGUGGAUGGGCGGAUUUGGCGGAAUAUCUCAAGGAGUAUGUAACGCACCAUGGGUCAAAGAGAAGGGUUGUUUCAGAGGGCAGAGUGGAGAUUCAAGAUCUUUCGACCCAUAGUCACCACGGCCGGACAUUGCAUCCAUCUAGGUCUAUAUCUUCCUUCCGGAGCGUGAGCCCCGGGCCUAUGGGUAGUCGACCCAGCUCUCCAGGUGGCAAUCGUCCAUCAACAUCGCUCAGCAUGCGGCGCCCAGAAAGCCCCAUGUUGAUGAAGCGAUCAGAAAGCGAAAACCCGUCACUACAGAUCAACCCAACAACAAUGCGAGGUGGGCAUAACGGCACUUUGCCUGGGAAUAAUAAGACAUCACCAACAACCCCUCCCGACGAAGCCUUCCCACUGCAUCCGCUCACAGCCCCCCAGCUAACACCACCGAACCGUAGUUCGCCGUCUAGUCGCCCAGCUUCCCGCCCAGGCUCAUCUUCAUCUGCUGGCUAUCGAAGACCCACUUCCCGACUCUCUUUCUCGGAAUCAGCAUUCGGCGACUGCGGUUCUGCAAACGGGUGCUCACCGCCGUCACUACUUCCCCCGCCACAACCACUUGGUCUCGCCGGUCCAAAGGGAAAGUAUGUGCACCCGGAUAAUCAAGCUUGGGUUGAAGGCAUGUUAGGGCAGGUUAGGAAGGCUAGCGCGGACAGGAGAGCGCAGUUACUCGCUGCCACGGGGCAUUAUGGAGAAGGAGGGGCAGAAGAGGCGGUUGUCGAGGGGUCCAUGGUUGUAGGCGGAGGAGGGGGGGAUUAUGGUGGGAGGGAGUUUGGAGGUAGGUUGGGAGAAAUUGGAAAGGCGGGGGGGACCAAAAGGCUGUUUGCUAAGAAGGGAUGAUUCUUGAUUUCUUUUUAUUUUAAGUAAAGCGUUUCAUUUGUUUCGUUUCAUCUGUCUGGGUGUUUGGGGGUUGGAGUUUGCUUUUUUCCUACGUUUUCUCGUUCACUAAUCAUUAAUUUCCUUUUAAUGUGUGGUUUUUCGCGAGGAUUUCACCAGCUACCGGUAGGGUAUUUCUAUUUCUACAUUUUUUAUUCCCAUAUUGUACUUGGAAUUCGUAGGGCUGGACGGUUGAAUUGGACGGAUGGCUGGCUAGAAACAGGGGGAAUCGCUUCGGGGUUACACAAGUGGGAUAUAUACAAGUUUUCUCUUUACUUUUUACUACUAGUUUGAGCUUUAAUAGGAAUUGGGUUAUACCAUAA
Tuber melanosporum (Perigord truffle) is the source of this 2654-nucleotide messenger RNA. RefSeq lists its product as uncharacterized. The transcript has 2 exons. The coding region runs from base 1 to 2295 and encodes 764 amino acids. NCBI's taxonomy places the organism in Eukaryota, Fungi, Ascomycota, Pezizomycetes, Pezizales, Tuberaceae. The record is from RefSeq and is a predicted model, not a curated record. Gene Ontology annotation, molecular function: microtubule binding.